ACCAAACGUCAAAACGUGCUAUAACCUCAAACUAAUAGUUUGUGGAACGUAAAUAACUUGUGAAAUAGUGUAAUAUGGAUGAUUUACAAUUGAAUAUAUCAGUGCCUAAAAAGGAUAAAAAGAAGCCAAGUGCGCCACAGAACAAUGUCGGAGAAUACAAAUUUGUUUCUAAUCCAAAGUUCACUGGGAAGACUAUAGCUAGGAAACGGCCUCAGAACUUAGCUCAAGCAAACCGUGCUGUACUGAAAAAUGCUGAAGGGCCUCCAAGGAAGGUCGCUAAAGUAGCACCUCCGAAAGAGGACAAAUCUGAUGAUUUGGGUGCAAAACUACGAGACCUGAGUGAGAAUAAAGGCAAAUAUGAAGGCAAGAAUUACCAGGAACUCAGUGAUAAUAUACAGUUGAAACAGAACAAGCCUCGGAGUGGUGGUUGGAUAUCUUCGUUGUUCAAAAAUAAUCCUCAAGUGCCUCGUAUUGGGCAGCGGGCUGUCAAACCCAUUGUGGAGAAGGUGUUUGCAGGCAAAACCUUUUCUGACCUAGACUUACAUCCACAUAGUGUUGCUAACUUGCAACAAACUCUAGGUUUGAAAGAACUUAUGACUGUACAACAGAAUGCAAUACCCGUUAUUUUACAAGGACGAGAUGUUCUUAUUAGGUCACAGACAGGUUCAGGGAAGACACUAGCAUAUGCACUACCAAUCAUAGAAGGACUGCAAGCAAUAAGACCGAAGAUAAAUAGGAAUGAUGGUAUCAGAGUUAUUGUGGUUGUACCUACCAGGGAACUUGCAGUACAAACUUAUGAACUCUUUAUAAAGCUAGUCAAGCCAUUCCAUUGGAUUGUGCCUGGUCUGUUGAGUGGAGGACAAAAGAGGAAGGCGGAGAAGGCGCGGCUGAGGAAAGGUAUCAAUGUGUUAGUUGGUACACCUGGACGUAUCAACGACCAUUUAAGACAUACAGCCUCUUUUAACUUCGCUAAAACUGGCUGUUUAGUGUUGGAUGAAGCAGAUCGUUUAUUAGACAUGGGUUAUGAGAAAGACGUCGCAGCUAUCGUUAAAGCUAUUGAGGAUCAUAAAAAAGCAGCCACUUAUGAUCCUUUAGCUCUAAUGAAACAAAAUAUUGUAAAGAAAAUACCAGAAAAUGACGACAGUAAUGAAGAAUCAGGACACAAUGAAAGUCAUGAAGAAAAAGAUGGUGUGAAACAUCAUUUAACUGAAGUGUUUAUGUCUAAAGAAAAACAAACUGUUUUAUUAUCUGCUACUCUUACUAAGGCCGUUGAAAAUUUAGCAGGUAUCACGCUAGUCGAUCCAGUCUUUGUAGAUACGUCAGAAGGUAAAGCUGUUAUAGCCGAUUCUUUAAAAUCAAAUCAACCUGCAACUAGUGAACAAAAAACCGAAGUAAAGAAAAAACCAGAAAUAGAUGUUGCACCUGAAAAAUUAAAACCACAAAAAUCGAAGGUAGAAAAAGUUAAAAAAGAAGAUUCUGAUGUUGAAACGGCUUUGCCAGAUGAAGAAAAGAGUACAGAAACUAAAAGAGGUCUAAAGGCAUUUACUGGUCAAAAUCACAAAGAUUUAUUUAAAAAAAGUGAUGCUGCUGCACCAAGUACUGCUCCAAAAGCUAAUGUCAUACAAAACGAGGAUGAUAGUGACAGCGAUUCUGACUAUGAAUAUUUCAAAGCACAAAGGGAACAUGAUCUUAAAAACCCCAAAGUUGUGAAAGAAAAAGAAAGUGAGGACGAUAGUGAUGAUGAUGAAGAUGAUGAGGAAGAAAAUGAAGAAGGAGCUGCUCCACAAGUAAAUACUUUCGCUGCAGCAGUCAAAUCUGCAAUAGUUGAAGAUGAAUUGGUAUUACCAGCAACAGUGAACCAAACGUUCCUUAUAGUUCCAAUGAAACUAAGACUUGUUACCUUGUGCGGUCUCAUUGUAGAACAUUGCAUAAUGAACAAGAAAGGAGGUAAAAUGAUAGUGUUCGUAGCCACACUUGAAAUGGUCGACUAUCUCUCAGACCUUAUAGAUACUGCGCUUACUGGCAAAGAAGUCAAAAAGAAGAAUCAAGAGAAAGCUAAAAAUUCUAAAGCGAAGAAAAGAAAAGCUGAUGAUGAAGAUGGUGAUGAUGACAAAGACUCAUCAUCAUCGGAAGAUGAAGAUGACUUCAAAGUGGAAUAUGAAGAACCAACGGAAGGUGGGUUGGUGCCAGUCGACUUGGAUAUGUUUAGCCUGCACGGAUCUAUGCCUCACGAGCAGAGGAUGGAGGUGUUCAAGCAGUUCCGAACUGCACGAAGCGGAGUACUUAUUUGUACGGAUGUUGCUGCCCGAGGAAUUGAUGUGCCUCGAGUGGAUCUCGUGUUGCAGUUUUGUGUUCCAGCCUCUGCCACCGAUUAUGUUCACAGAGUGGGUCGUACUGGACGUGCAGCUCAAGUCGGUGCUGCUGUGUUGUUCCUAUUACCUAGCGAAGCGAAGUUCAUCAGGCAUUUGGAGGAGAAGAGGAUAAGGUUACGUCAAGGUGACGAGUCCCGAGCUUUAGAAGCGCUGCGUACCGUAGUACCGGGAGCCACGACUGCUCAGCGCGCCGCCAUUGCAGUACAAGCACGCCUGGAACACACCGCUCAUACAAAUAGAGACUGGCUGCUCAGAGCCAGCAGAGCAUAUACAUCAUGGGUCCGUUUCUACGCGGGUUACCCACGUGAUGUGCGCGAAUACUUGGACUCGAAACAACUGCACUUGGGUCAUGCAGCCAAAGCAUUCGCUCUCCGGGACGCCCCAGGCACGCUAGCUCGAAGGGUCAAGUCCAACCCUAGCAAUAAGAAGGACCGGCCUUCCAAUAGACUCACUGUACAUGCGGACGAAGAGAAGAAACGGCCAGGAUUCCCAAAAGCUAAGUUCGGCUCCGGCAAUCGCAACAUACCGAAGCAGAGCUCAAUGCAUACAGCCAGCGAAUUCGACAGCGGUUUGCCACCCGUCGACCAAUCGCAACCCAAGCACAAGAAAAAGAAGAACAAAUGACAUUUAAAUAACAUAAGUCAUGCGAUUUAAUAUUAAAAAGGACCUUUGUAAAUAAAAACCAUUAACGACG
Spodoptera litura is the source of this 3066-nucleotide messenger RNA. Its product is annotated as ATP-dependent DNA helicase DDX31. Gene Ontology annotation, molecular function: nucleic acid binding; ATP binding. The record is from RefSeq and is a predicted model, not a curated record. NCBI's taxonomy places the organism in Eukaryota, Metazoa, Arthropoda, Insecta, Lepidoptera, Noctuidae.